GCUUGUUGUUUUUUUUCCUCUUUUUUUUCGUGCUGUCUGUUUCGGACUCCGGGACGCUGUUUAAGCUCGACUGACAGAAUAAAAAACGGAGGAAAAAAAGUGAUAAAAACAAACAAAACUAUAAAACUAAACUAAACGAAAUCUAAUCUAAACCCUCUGAAGGAUACGGGACGUCCCAUAUCGAGCGGCGGAUGGAGAACAGUGAUGAACUGGGAGUGUUCACGGUCAUACACCACAGGACCAAAGCCUCUGGGUGUCCCCCGUCCUCCGGGGGAUGGACCUCCUCACAGGGACCUCUGAAUGGCUGGGACAUGACGUCCAGUAGAGACGGCCGCGGCGACUGCUUCAUCGAUCACGUUUCUCAGUCUAGCUCACUGGAGGAGGUGCGUCUGGGUCUGGACGGGGGGGAUAAGUUGGUGCCCCCAGCGCCCCGAAAGGUUGAGAUGAGACGGGAUCCGGUGUUGGGCUUCGGCUUUGUGGCAGGAAGUGAGAAACCUGUGGUGGUCCGCUCCGUCACCCCAGGUGGUCCUUCUGAGGGAAAGCUAUUUCCUGGAGACGAAAUCAUCAUGAUAAACGAGGAGGCGGUCAGCUCCGCUCCCAGAGAGCGAGUCAUCGACCUGGUCAGGAGCUGUAAGGAGGCCAUUGUUCUGACAGUCGUCCAACCGUACCCCUCACCCAAGUCUGCCUUCAUCAGCGCUGCCAAGAAGGCCAAGCUGAAGUCCAACCCAGUCAAAGUGCGUUUCGCAGAGGAGGUCAUUAUUAACGGUCAAGUACCUGAAACUGUGAAGGAUAACUCUCUUCUCUUCAUGCCAAACGUGCUGAAGGUGUAUCUUGAAAAUGGACAGACGAAGUCCUUCAAGUUCGACUCAAACACCUCCAUCAAGGACGUUCUCCUGACCCUCCAAGAGAAGCUGUCCAUUAAGAGCAUCGAGCACUUCUCUCUGAUGCUGGAGCAGAAGACGGAGGGGUCCAGUACCAGGCUGAUGCUGCUGCACGAGCAGGAGAUGCUAACUCAGGUCACGCAGAGGCCGGGGUCACACAAGAUGAAGUGUUUUUUCCGCAUCGCAUUUGUUCCGAAGGACCCGGUGGACCUUCUGAGACGCGACCCUGUGGCGUUCGAGUACCUCUAUGUACAGAGCUGUAAGGACGUGGUUCAGGAGCGUUUCGGCUCUGAGCUGAAGUAUGAUACGGCUCUGAGGCUGGCGGCGCUGCAGAUGUACAUCCUGACCCUCAACACCAAGCACACCCAGAAGGUCUCCCUCAAAUACAUUGAUAAAGAAUGGGGUUUAGCCCUCUUUCUGCCUCCAGCAGUUCUGUCCAGCAUGAAGGAGAAAAACAUCAAGAAGGCAAUCACACACAUUCUGAAGACCAAUCAGAACCUGGUUCCUCCUGGAAAAAAGCUGACAGCUCUGCAGGCAAAGGUUCACUACCUGAAGUAUCUCAGUGAUCUCAGGCUGUACGGGGGGAGAGUGUUUAAAUCCACACUGCUGCAAGGGGAGAAACACACGGAGGUGACGCUGCUGGUUGGGCCUCGGCACGGCAUCAGCCACGUCAUCAACACCAAAACCAACCUGGUGGCUCUGCUGGCGGAUUUUAGUCACGUUAACCGUAUCGAGAUGUACACGGAGGACGAGAGGAACGUCAGGGUGGAGCUCCACGUGCUGGACGUCAAGCCCAUCACGCUGAUAAUGGAGUCCAGUGAUGCCAUGAAUCUGGCGUGUUUGACCGCGGGCUACUACAGACUUCUGGUGGACUCCCGGCGCUCCAUCUUUAACAUGGCCAAAAACAGCACAGAGGGACACAACUCACGAGAAAAGCACAACUACCAGGCGAUAGACUGGAAUUACGGAUCGUGUGGCGGCUGCGAGGACCACGGCAGGGGUCUGUCGGAUCCGGACUCGGAUUACGACGUCUGCGGGAGGCGGGACAGCGAUGUUGCCCCGAUCUACAUCACAGAGCUCCACCAAUCCCAGCGGGCGAUCAGAGGAGCCCCCAUGCACCCCCAUGGGCACCCUCCGCCCUACUACACUGCCCCUAGAAUCAAGCCCCAGGAGUCUCCACGCAGUGCAAAGGUGUCCUUCAUAUUCGGGGACCCUCUGCUGGACAGUGUGAACCCACAGAACUUGGGCUAUCAGAGGUUGAUGGAGGACAUCCCUGAGGUUCUGGAUGAACACAGAGCUUUGUACGGACAGCAGGAGGACUACAAGCCUUUGGAACCAUCGUUUGACAUGGUGGACGGCAUCCAGUACGGCGCCCACAUGGUCUACGGCGACGCGAAAAUCUUCGGCACCACCGACGGCAUCGAGGAGCCGCUGUUGCACGACAUCUGCUACGCUGAAACCACGGACGACGCUGAGGACGAGGACGACAUCAGCUGCGAGGAGGACAUGACGAUGAUGGGAGAACUGAGGGACAAAGCGACUUCGCUGUUGUCCCUUUCAGAAUCCAGCGACGACAUCAUCGACUUGACGUCCCUGCCGCCGCCACCGGAGGGCACGGACGAGGAGGACUGUGACGUCCUCCUGCAGUCUCUGAACCUGGCUAUUGCCGCGCCGCCUCCAGGGUUCAGGGACAGCUCGGACGAAGACGAGCACCAUGGGGCACAAGCAGGAACGAGGAAGAACCAGAGCGACAUCCCGGUGUCUCUGAUCGACUCUGUGCCGAUGCAGGUGAGCAGGGGGACGGAAGAAGUCCUGGAUGACGCCGUGGUCUCCACCCUGCAGGCACUGGAAGCUUUGGCGGCUUCCGAAGACCAUUCGCACCAACAAUCGGACAAUAGUUCAGGUGUAGAAAUAUCUCGCUCCUUUAGCCCCGAGUCUGCUUCAGAUUCUGGAAACGAGACUAAUUCUUCUGAAAUGACGGAGAGCUCAGAGCUGGCGGCAGCUCAGAAACUCUCCGAAAACCCUCUGAAAAUGUUUGUAGCUACAGCUGAAGGCUAUCAAAGUGUUUCAGAGGAGAAGACAGAGUUUCGGUUAACUGCUUGCGACGCAAGAACCGCUCCGAGGAACGAGGAGAGCGACUGCCAAUCCGGUACGGUUCCUUCUUCUCAGACCCUUCGCUCAGACCACCUAGAGAUGGAACCAGAGACCAUGGAGACCAAAUCUUUGACCGACUACUUCAACAGAAUGCACAUGGAUGCUAUUAUGGGUAAGCGGCAAGGAAAGGUGGAUGACGGCGCCUGCAGGGUAACAUCCCUUGGCGAAAAUGAACCUCGGCAUGGGGACAUAGUUGGGAAAUACAACAACUUCAACGCAUUUCCGCCGUAUCAAGAGAAGAGUUUGAGAUCGCAACAGAUUCUAGACAACAAAAUGAGCGAGCACAUUUACUCAGAGUUCAUCAGCGACACCAGCAUGUCUCAAGCAAACCUGACGCCCCAAAAAAGAAACAAACUAGAAUCCAGGGACAUGGGCGGCACGAUGAACUUGAGUAAACCCAGAGGACCCGCAACGGACCUGAACACUCAUUCCCCUGCAGAAGAAGCAUACCUAAACGAGCAAGCAACGACUGAACACCAGCAAAUGAAGGCAUCCCAGGCUGAGAAGGAGGUGACGAGGUUGUACGAGUACCAUCUGACCAAGAGGAUGUCCUCAAUCCAGAGUGAAGGUAUACACUCCCUGCAGAGCUCACAGUGCUCCUCCAUCGACGCCGGUUGCAGCACCGGCAGCAGUAGCUGCGUGACGCCCAUGGAUUCGCCACUCUGCACCGCAGACAACGUCCACCUGCUCUCUGAAUCUUCUCUGAAGGGUCUUGGAUACCCGGGCGCAGAAGAGAAAGGCUACAGCCAAAGCCCACACAGCUCUCACAACAAACUCCUCCAUCAGAAUGUAGACCCUACAGUUUUACGGAAGCACCACGCACCACCUGGUGCUGAGCCACUGAGUGGCACAGGACGUGAAGGAUGCCAAAGAAUGCCCAAGAUUAGAGAAACUACAGUGUAGCACGUUGGAGAUGAGAGGAGAAGAAAUGGAGGAGGGCUUGUGUUUUGCACUCAGUACAUCUGUACCCACCAAUCACUCAUGCAUUGCACAGAGACUUGGGGCCAAACCAGAGGUCUCUGGAGGUCCUGACGUUCUUAUUUUGAGCUUCCCCCGAUACUUCCCCACGUAGGACCCCCGCUCUGGUCGCCUCAGGACGACGGAGGAGAUGGAGUUUCCAUCUGAAACAUAAAGAAACUCUUAUUGGCUCAGGGAGAUUUGGACCUUCAUUUGAACGAACUUCUUAAACAAAUUUAACAAUGGACAAGCAGCCAAACCAUAAUAAAAGGGUGCUAGAGGAAUUACGAAAACCUGCCAAUGUCUCUCAGCUUGUUCGUUCUCAACUAUUCUACCAACUGAAUAAAGAAAAGCUCAUUUUUUCGGUCGCCAACUUUCAUUCCACACAGCGGAUCUGCGUCUGGUUGUUCCCAAGCUGAUAAAAGGAUAAAAUACAGCAUGUCCUGCUCAUCCCUGCAGCACAAUGAGAGAUCGCAGGAAAGUUCAACAAGAUCAUGAUAUAAGCCUGCUGUACCUUCUGGAACAUUAUGAGCCAAACACAACUCCGCGCACAGCAUCCUCUAAUUCAGCGCUUCUGACUGUGCUACCUGACUGUGGUCAUUCACCACCACCUGAGACCAUUUCCUCUUUCAGACACUCUUCAAAAAGAAAGAAUGCAGCUGAAUUUCAGCUUCUUCAAAGCCAUACAUAGACACACGGUUACAUCCGAGCACCUGACACAGCAGCGGUGAUCAAGGUGUAACCAAGGUGGCCAACGCUUUGAUAAUCCACGCCUUGUGUAUAUUUUGUGUAAUAUGUAAAAUAAAGAGAACAGUUCUACAUAGAGAAUUUUUAAAAGAAGAAAUAUUGAUUCUAAUCUAAUUGUUAGGUGCGUUCUUAUGAUUAUAUAGUGUACGAUUAUAUAAGCAGAUUCGACUUCGAUUAUUUAUUAUUAUUAUUAUUAUUAUUAUUAUUAUUUAUUAUUAUUUACAGUAUUAUGUACAAGCGCCUCACUUCAGAAUCGAAAGCACUACUUCAGUGACUUUAGUGUAAAAAAUAUAUAUCUAAAAUAAUAAUGCUACAGAAAUGGACACUUUUCACUAAACCAUGUCACUAAAUCAGUGUGCAAUUAUUUUGCAAAAGGAGCAGAUGUUUUACGAUCUUAUUACUUACUUACUUAAGUCAAAUGUGGUUUAUUUACAUUAUCAAGCAUAUUAAAUAUUUCCAGAGUUGUCAUCAUCAUAAUCUUGUGCUGUCUUUAUUUCAACUUACACUAUACUGUAUGUAUUUGUCCUUUUCUACUGUGUUCUUUACUCAGUGUGGACAACAAUUCUUCCAAAUUGCAAAUACAAAUAUUGUCAUUUAGAGCAUUUAUUUACAGAAAAUGAGAAAUGGCUGAAAUAAAAUAAAAAUAGCGGA
Molecule: messenger RNA, 5390 nt
Organism: Astyanax mexicanus (Mexican tetra)
Lineage: Eukaryota; Metazoa; Chordata; Actinopteri; Characiformes; Acestrorhamphidae
Gene: frmpd4
Product: FERM and PDZ domain containing 4
Exons: 17
Coding region: 192-3938 (1248 amino acids)
Cellular component (GO): cytoskeleton
Molecular function (GO): protein binding
Source: RefSeq, a predicted model, not a curated record